AUGUUCCGCAAUUCGCCAAAUUUUGAUAAAUUAUUAGGUACGUUUUUCUCGUUGUAUCGGGCGAACAAAAUGUCCGACUGUCGAAUUGUAUUUUGAAUUUUUUUUUUUUUCGUAGAAAAAGCGACAAGUCAUUACCAACUUGAGCCUGACUGGGUAGCGAUACUGCAGAUAUGUGAUUUAAUACGUCAAGGAGAUGUGCAGUAAGUUUAUUAUUACUUAAUGUGAAGCUAACCUCACUAUCUCGCAAUUAUGACAUUUCAGUUUCGAUGUGUGUACGUUUUACAUAUCUUUCAUAUUUUGUCAAAAUCGAAAUUUUUUUAUCUCUCUUGUAGAAAAUGUCAUUUGUUUAUUCGCAUUCUAUUGACAAUAAUUAUAUUGUAUCAUUAAGUAUAGGUUAGAAAUGAUAUGAAAUUUUUAAUUUCUUGUAUGUACAGACCCAAAAUAGCACUCGCAGCCAUUAAAAAGAAAAUGACAAAUGCAAAUCCACAUGUAGCUCUGUAUGCUUUAUUGGUGAGAAGAAAUAUUGUUUGAAAUUAUUUAGUCAUUGUGUAAAAUUGUUCAUAUGCAUUGUUUCUUAUAUAGGUUUUAGAAUCAUGCGUUAAAAAUUGUGGUACUCUUAUACAUGAUGAAAUUGGUACUAAGCAAUAUAUGGAACAACUUAAGGAAUUGGUAAAGACAACAACUCAUGAGAAUGUUAAACUUAAAACUUUGGAAUUGAUUCAAGCUUGGGCACACGCAUUUCGAAAUAGUCCUAAAUAUCGAGCAGUUCAAGAUACACUUAAUAUUAUGAAGGCAGAAGGACAUAAAUUCCCUACGUUAAAAGAAAGUGAUGCCAUGUUUAUUGCUGAUACAGCACCAGCAUGGGCAGAUGGAGAUGUAUGUCAUCGUUGUCGAGUAACAUUUGGAAUGGUACAAAGAAAACAUCAUUGUAGAGCAUGUGGUCAAGUAUUCUGUAAUCAGUGUUCAAGUAAAUCAACUACACUGCCUAAGUUUGGGAUUGAAAAGGAAGUUAGAGUUUGUGAAUCAUGCUACGGAAAAGUUAAUAAGUACCUCCUAGAAAAACAGAACGAGAACUGCAAGAAGAAGAAGAACUUAAUCUUGCUAUAGCUUUAAGUCAGAGCGAAGCAGAACAUCAAGAAAAAGAAAAGAAACGGGGAAAUCGUGUUGCAACAAAAGUAAAUCCACCUAGUACACGCGUUACAAGGACAUCUUCUCCACCACCAUCACCUCAAGAAGAGACGGAAGUUGAUCCCGAGCUCGCAAAAUAUUUGAAUCGUAAACGUUGGGAACUGAGACAGAGCGCAUUAGAAGAACAUAGUUCUAGAGCAGAUGUUACAAGUCCUUCUGCUCCUAAUAUAAGCAGUCCAAUGCCACAAAAAGUUAUAAUUGCUAAACAGCAAAAUGGAGAAGUUGACACUCAAAUGGAAGAAUUUGUUAACGCUUUACGAUCUCAAGUUGAAAUUUUUGUUAAUAGAAUGAAAAGUAAUUCGUCAAGAGGUAGAUCAAUUGCUAAUGAUAGUUCUGUGCAGACUUUGUUUUUAAAUAUUACCGCUAUGCAUUCGAGAUUAUUGAGAUAUAUUCAAGAACAAGACGAUAGUAGAGUAUACUAUGAAGGUCUUCAAGAUAAAUUAACACAAAUGAAAGAUGCUAGAGCUGCCUUGGACGCUUUACGAGAAGAACAUAGAGAAAAAUUACGGAGGCAAGCGGAAGAAGCUGAAAGACAAAGGCAAAUGUUGAUGGCUCAAAAAUUGGCAAUUAUGAGGAAGAAAAAACAGGAAUAUUUACAGUAUCAACGUCAACUUGCUUUACAAAAAAUUCAGGAGCAAGAAAGAGAAAUGCAAAUGAGACAAGAACAACAAAAGCAACAAUAUAUAAUGGGUGGAUAUCAAGCUGUCUCUGGUUUUAUUGGACCAUCUCAAGGUUCACCUGUUCGUCACGUUCAGUAUCAAACUCCAGGAACAAACUACAAUCCUAUGUCACCAACAAAUCAAGGAUUUAUAUAUGGACAACCUACUAUGAAGCAGUAUCCUAUACAAAGUUAUAAUAUGCCACCAAUGAAUUCUAUGCCGCCUCACGUAAUGGGGCCAAUAGCUAAUCAAGAGCAACAGCCAACUGAUCCCGUUCAGGGACAUGAAGCAAUGGGCCGAGUUUCUGUUUCUGGGCCAGGAAUGAUGUCUCAAAUUACAAAUCCCAUACUGCAACUUCAGCAGGCAGGUGGACAUCAGAUGGGACCACCACCACAAGGUCCUCCACCAAAUCAUAUGACACAAACGCAACCGACAACAGUACAUCUACCACCGCAACAGGGUACUUCACAAAUCACACAACCAGGACCACCAAACCAGAUGGGUAUACCUCAGGUACCUCAGGUACCUCAAACUCAUAUGGGCCCAUCACCUGCACAAAUAGGACCUGCAACACACAGUUCUCCUGGACAAGUCGGUUUACCACCACAAAUGGGACCUCAGCAACCAUCUACGAUGCCAGGCCCUCAGGGACCUUCGAUGCAGCCUCAUGUUUCAAAUACGCCUAUUUCGUCGCAAGGAUCAGGAACUAUCCAAGUACCUCCAGGAACUACGACUGGAACGAUGUUACCAUCAAAUCCGCCAAUGCAAGGUGCUCAAGGACCUGGUGUACCGGCAGUGCAAGUAAUGACCCAGGCGUCAGUAUCACAGGGACAACAAUUACAAUAUCAGCCGUCAACUUCUUUACCAGCUGUGUCAAAUGAACCCACACAAUUAAAGGAAGAAGUGAAGCCAGAAACAGCAGAAUUAAUUUCUUUUGAUUGA
Heterotrigona itama is the source of this 2789-nucleotide messenger RNA. Lineage: Eukaryota; Metazoa; Arthropoda; Insecta; Hymenoptera; Apidae. The record is from the annotation of a GenBank genome assembly.